Molecule: messenger RNA, 2340 nt
Organism: Hyaloperonospora brassicae
Lineage: Eukaryota; Oomycota; Peronosporomycetes; Peronosporales; Peronosporaceae
Source: the annotation of a GenBank genome assembly
AUGGCCACGUCAAAGGCGAGAGAGAGCAGCGACGAGUCGGACGGCGGGCGCUCGAGCGUCUCGGGCUCUGGGAGUUCGCGCUCGGGCUCGCAGUCCAGUAGCGGCUCCGAGUCCUCGCGGAGCGGCAGCGGCUCCGACUCGGCGAGCGGUUCGGGCUCGAGCUCGGGCUCGGGCUCCGAUAGUGGCUCGGGCUCCGGUAGCGGUUCGGGCUCGAGCUCGGGCUCUGGUGGGUCGGCGUCGGUGUCGGAGUCGUCUGCAUCGAAGAAGCGGCGGCCGAAGAAGCGACGCGCGUUGACGCCCAAGAAGGCCAAAGCCGCUACUGCUGCUGCUGCUGCGUCGACGAAGAACAAGAGCCGGAGCCGCACUGGCAGUAGCAGCAGCAGCAGUCGAGGACCGAAGCAGCAGCAGCAGGUGCAGCAACAGGUCAAGAUUGAAGUGGAUGCAGAGGCCGAUGACGAGCGGGACGCGGGGGUGCCGCGCCGUCGGGGCACGCUCCGGAUCAAAGACGAAGACAUGGACGAGGACGACGACGUGGACGUGACUGGUCUGACGGAAGUCGAGAAGGAGAAGCGACUGCUGGAGAAGUACGAGGCCAAGGAGCAGCGCAACAAGGAGCGGGAGCUGAAGAAGCGACUGGCCGCGUCUCAGGGCAAGGCCGAAGAUGGCUUUUCUGAGGAAGAAGAGGGACAGGAAGAGGAGGAAGAGCUGCCGUCGACGCGUCGGGGAGGACGCAGCAGAGAGAGCGACCGACGAAAAGAGGCGUUGCACAACUUGAAGGCCAACAAGUCCAGCGACAAGAGUCGUUCGAUCUUGAGCAAUCGAUUUGGAGGCGACGGAAGUUCCGACGAGGAAGGAGAGAGCAGAAGCGGACGGGAUCUGGCUGAAAAGAGGCGGCGCCGCCGAGAGUUGCAACGCGGGGGCACUGGACGACGCCGGAGUCACGCAGACGAUGAGGAAGACUACAGCGAUGACGAGAGCGAUGGACGUAAGGGGAAAAAGUCGAAGAUCGUGGACUCGAUGGCGGCGGUCAAAACAGCAGAUGAGGAUGACGUUGCGGCGUCGAUUCGCCCGGAGGAGAAUGUGCCGGUCAACUGGAAUCAAGCCAAUUUCUACUUGCUCAAGAGACGCGUGUUUUUUGAAAAGAACUUUUUCGAGCCAUUUUUCCCACAACUUGUGCGAGGUGUGUACGUCCGCGUGCCAAUUGAGAUGGUGGAUGGCGAGAUGGUAUACCGUUUUUGCGAAGUCGUAAACGUGUGCAAGCUGGCGCGUAGCUACAACUUCUGCGGCGAGUCAACGCAUAUGGGCAUUAUUUGCGCAUUUGGGAAGAGCAGGCGGGAGUGGAAAUUGAGCGGUGUUUCAGGGCACUCGCUGCGCGAGCGUGAGUUUUUGCUGUGGCGAGCAGCUAUAAACAAAGACCGACUGCACUUUCCUACACACGGUGAAGUGAAGCGCGUGUACUCGAAGAAGGAGAAAAUGAUUACUCAGCACAGCUACACCGAAGCACAGGUGGAUGAAAUGGUGCGGCGUAAACAAGCCGUGGGCCUGUCAAGUGUGUCGCUGGGUGUGCAGCGAGUGCGCCUGGAGCGCGACCUGCGUGCUGCUCAGGAUAUGAAAAACUUUGAAAAGGCUGUUGUGCUUGAAGAACGGCUGCAGCGGUUGUUGGCCAGGAACGAGGAGCGUAAGAAGCACAACUCCGACGACGUUCUUCGCAUCAAUGAAAUCAAUCGACGCAACCGUGAGGCCAAUAUCCAGCAAGAUCUGCACGCCCAGGAGCUCAAUGAUGCCAUGAACAAAAAAAUGACGAGCGCCGAGCGUCUGCAGUUCGUGCGUGCCAAUCAAAUGACUAUGUUCAUGUCCCGUGAUAAGCUGGAGAAAAACUUGGCGGAGGGCAAGCUGAUCAAGCUUGCUGACGGUCGGGUCAUGACCUCGAACAAGCUGCACGCGGUCGAGGCGUUGCCCGAUGAUCUGCUAGACAAGGUCAAGGGAGCUGGCGAGAAGCGACAGAACGGGGACGAUUUAGAGUUCGAUAUCGAUCGUCUUUUGGCGAAACAGCGAGAGCGCAAGCAAAAGGAUGCUGAGCGUUUGGCGGCGACGCAGAAGGAACAUGCGAGCCAAGUCGAGUUCGUGGGCGUCGCUCCCACGAAUGUCCAAGAAAGAGCGAACGCGACCGUUCGUAUCAAGGACGAUGAUGGGUCGUGGAUGACGCUUCGUUCGCCUGCCGAGAUCAUGAAAGCGAAGCAGAAAAAGACUGCAGUCUCGGACAAGGUGAAGGCCUCGCGCAAGGGUAUUACAGUCAAGGAGUACUUUGAUCGAGUCAAGAAAAGGCGCGUGGCUCAGUAA